CUGGUUAAGACCGGUUUACCCAUAGUGCACCGCGCCGCUUCCCUUUCUUCUCGGUUGUGUGGUGGUCCAAAAUGUCGCUAUUAGAUGGUCCGUUAAACGUGCUCGGCCAGAGAACAUCUGGCGAGUCUGUCCGCACGCAAAAUGUUAUGGCCGCAGCAUCCAUUGCCAACAUCGUCAAAAGCUCCCUCGGACCAGUUGGCCUCGACAAGAUGUUGGUGGAUGACAUCGGGGACGUGACCAUCACCAACGACGGAGCAACCAUCCUGAAGUUGCUGGAAGUGGAGCAUCCAGCUGCUAAGGUCCUGUGUGAACUGGCUGACCUGCAGGACAAGGAGGUUGGAGAUGGGACCACCUCUGUGGUAAUUCUUGCUGCAGAGUUGCUAAAGAGUGCAGAUGAGUUGGUGAAACAGAAGAUUCACCCCACAUCAGUUAUCAGUGGAUAUCGUCUGGCUUGCAAGGAGGCAGUGCGCUACAUUAAUGAGAAUCUUACAAUUGGGACAGAUGAUCUGGGAAGGGAAUGCCUAAUUAACGCAGCAAAGACCUCCAUGUCCUCCAAAAUUAUUGGAGUUGAUGCAGACUUCUUUGCCAACAUGGUUGUGGAUGCUGCUAUGGCUGUUAAGUUUGUUGACAGCAAGGGUGUGGCCAAAUAUCCAAUCAACUCUGUCAAUGUUCUGAAAGCCCAUGGCCGUAGCCAGAAGGAGAGCUUCCUGGUUAACGGAUAUGCACUGAACUGCACAGUUGGCUCACAAGGCAUGGUAAAGCGCAUUGUCAAUGCCAAGAUUGCUUGCCUGGACUUCAGCCUGCAAAAGACCAAAAUGAAGAUGGGAGUCCAAGUCAUCAUCAACGACCCAGAAAAACUCGACCAGAUCAGACAAAGAGAAUCUGACAUCACCAAGGAGAGAAUUCAGAAGAUCCUGGCAUCUGGUGCCAACGUUGUGUUGACCACUGGUGGCAUCGAUGACAUGUGCCUGAAGUACUUUGUUGAUGCAGGAGCCAUGGCAGUGAGAAGGGUCCUUAAGAGGGACCUUAAACGUAUCGCUAAGGCAACAGGAGCCAUCGUCUGUCCUUCUCUGACCAAUCUGGAGGGAGAGGAGAGCUUUGAGCCCACUAUGCUGGGCCAGGCUGAGGAGGUGGUGCAGGAACGCAUCUGUGAUGAUGAGCUCAUCCUGGUCAAGAAUACCAAAGCACGCACAUCAGCCUCUAUCAUUUUGCGUGGGGCCAAUGACUUCAUGUGUGACGAGAUGGAGCGUUCACUGCAUGAUGCUCUGUGUGUGGUUAAGAGGGUUCUGGAGUCAAAGUCUGUUGUACCAGGAGGAGGUGCUGUGGAGGCAGCUCUGUCAAUCUACCUGGAGAACUAUGCUACCAGCAUGGGUUCCAGGGAGCAGCUGGCUAUUGCUGAAUUUGCUCGUUCACUUCUCGUCAUCCCCAAGACCCUGGCUGUGAAUGCAGCACAGGACUCCACCGAUUUGGUAGCAAAGCUUCGAGCCUUCCACAACGAGGCUCAGGUUAAUCCCGAACGCAAGAAUCUCAAGUGGAUUGGUUUGGAUCUGGUCAACGGCAAGCCCAGAGACAACCGUCAGGCUGGUGUCUACGAGCCCACCAUGGUUAAGACAAAGAGCCUCAAAUUCGCCACUGAGGCUGCCAUCACCAUUCUUCGCAUUGACGACCUCAUCAAACUGUUCCCAGAACCGAAAGAAGGCGGGCAGUCAUACAGGGAUGCUGUCCAAUCAGGAUCUCUGGAGGGUUAAAGGCUGUCCUAGGUCCUGUUAAGUUCAAUGUCUGUAUUUAUACAUCCGGAGCUCUCCAUGGCUGUCGCUCUAGUGUAGGCUGUGCACUUUGCCUGUUUACUGUUCUCCCACUCCUUCCAGUGGAACCGUAAGUCAUUUGUUUUUUUGGACACUUAAUAAAGCUCCAAUGGUUGUAAAUGACCGUUGAUUUGGUAAUUCAA
This is a messenger RNA of Sphaeramia orbicularis (orbiculate cardinalfish), 1948 nucleotides long. RefSeq names its product t-complex 1 (gene tcp1). NCBI's taxonomy places the organism in Eukaryota, Metazoa, Chordata, Actinopteri, Kurtiformes, Apogonidae. The transcript has 12 exons. Gene Ontology annotation, biological process: protein folding. The coding region runs from base 72 to 1748 and encodes 558 amino acids. Gene Ontology annotation, molecular function: ATP-dependent protein folding chaperone; ATP binding; ATP hydrolysis activity. The record is from RefSeq and is a predicted model, not a curated record.